AUGAACCUCCUUCCCCCCGCCCCCGACAUCUCAGUGCCGGCCAAGCCGCUGUUCUUCAUCGGCUACACCGUGUCCAUCCUCUGCACCGUGCCGGGCCCAGCAAACCAGGACUGGAUCCAAGGGUUUCGCUUCUUCAGGACGUCUGGUUCGGUCAUCGACGUCCGGACGUCCAAGAGGAGUUUUGUCCGCACCUUCAACAUCACCGACCCGCAAGAUGGCGGCUUCCACACCUGCUCCUACAUCAUGCUCCGGUGUGGUGGCAGCCAUGUCAGCUCCCUGCCCAGCCAGGCCAUGCUCAUCAAUGUCCAAGAUCGCCCAACCCAACCCAACUUGACGGUGACGCCCUCCAGCAUCACCGUGGAAGGGCAGCCCCUCGUCUUCCUCUGCGCAGUGCACGCCGAGCGGAGAUUUGGGUUCUUCCAGGACGAGCUCGAGUUCACGAACAGGAUCCAGGAAGGUUCUGGAGCCGCUGGCGUCCGGCUGCAGGUGGAGAAGACCGGCCGCAACAGGACCGGGAACUUCAGCUGCCGCUACGAGAUGACCAAGGGGCGCUGGAUCAUGUCCUACCCCAGCGAUUCCAUCCAGGUCAUCGUUGAAGAUCCGUGUCUGGCCCCCGUCCUGUCUGUGGAGCCGUCCUCGGGCGUGGUGGCCGUGGGCCACCGGCUGCAGCUGAGCUGCGCCGUGCCCCCGUGCCGAUUCCGGCAGUGCUUCGGGUUCAAACGUGAUGGCACCGAGGUGAUGCCAAACACUGGUGACAUCAUUGGUGACAUCAUCACCUGGGAUGGGUCUGAGCUGAUCUUUCUGAAUAUUUCCCAAAAUUUCACCGGGAAUUUCAGCUGCCUGGUGGAGGAGGAUGUGGGCAGGGCCUGGCUGGAGGCUCCGCCCAGCCAGGGCGUGCCCGUGGUGUUG
Molecule: messenger RNA, 909 nt
Organism: Oenanthe melanoleuca
Lineage: Eukaryota; Metazoa; Chordata; Aves; Passeriformes; Muscicapidae
Product: alpha-1B-glycoprotein-like
Source: RefSeq, a predicted model, not a curated record